Molecule: messenger RNA, 4755 nt
Organism: Ficedula albicollis (Collared flycatcher)
Lineage: Eukaryota; Metazoa; Chordata; Aves; Passeriformes; Muscicapidae
Gene: C18H17orf62
Product: chromosome 18 open reading frame, human C17orf62
Exons: 8
Coding region: 239-811 (190 amino acids)
Source: RefSeq, a predicted model, not a curated record
UCCCAUCCUCUGCCCUCACCCAAAAUGGCCGCGGGCGCGUCCGUCCGGCCCUGAGGCGGGACCAGCGCGGAGGGCGCGGAGGCGCCGCGGAUCCCUUUAGAAGGCGGCUGGAGCCGGGCAGUGUACAUAUUGCUCUUCCUGUCCAAAAAGACUCUUCUUACCCUGGAGUAUCUUUUAUAGUCUAGACUAAGACUAGGUUUCAUGAGUCAAACUGGGCUGUUGAGAGUUUCUUUUGAAGAUGUACAUGUUGGUUGAAAAACGCACAAAUUCCUAUCUUCAUCUAAAGAGGUCACCUGGCAUCCGAUCCUGGUCUCUCUGUGUUGGAAUAGCCUCCAUAGGUUUGGCUGCUGCUUAUUAUAGUGCAGACAGUUUGGCAUGGAAGCUCUUCUACAUGGCUGGGUGUUUCUUUGUGGCAGCCCAGAAUCUGGAGCAGUGGGAGGAAGCUGUAUUUGAUAAGAACAAAGGAACAGUCUGCCUAAAAACAUUCAAUCUCUACAAAAAAAUACUGACCUUGUCAAAAGGAGGGAAUGAACAAGUGGUGGCCGUGCUGAGCGAGAUCCGCGAUGUGAACGUGGAGGAGGAGCCCGUGCGCUAUUUCGGGAAGGGUUACCUGGUCGUGCUGCGCUUCGUCACUGGCUUCUCGCACCCGCUCACCCAGAGCGCAGUGCUGGGCUGCAGAAGUGAUGUGGAAGCAGUUGCCAAACUCAUUACGAGUUUUUUGGAACUGGACAGAGUAGAGACCCCACAAGAUUUCUCUCAGAGUAGCGAAACAGAGGCAAGUGAUGCAGAUGAACCACAGGUUAAAUACUGAUAGUCACUGUGAACUGAAGCAAGCAGAGGUUUUCACACACCUGGAAAAUAUUCUGAUUGUUCUUCAGAAAAAGAAAUUCCUCACAACCUUGACCUGGGCAUUUCUCAACGUGUGCAUUUACAAUGGGUGAAAUCUGUCUUAAAACACAUUGUUUAGUGCUAAACUGCUUCAAGACCCUGCAUGUGGACACUGCUGGCUUUUGAACUUUGUCAGCUCAUCAAAGUUAUCUAGGAAUAGUUAUUUAUUAAUUAAUUGGUUGGAAAUAAUUGCUUUUCAUUAAUGAAGACACAGAUGUGAACUUCUGCUUACUGCAAACAUUUGCUGCAGGUACAGUAUAUGCAAUGUAGAAGAGUUGAAUUUGUAACUCAAAACACAAUACUUUGAGGUUUCACUUUUAAUAUAUGCAAUUAGGAGAUGCAGAGUAGUGGCACUUUUAUGUUCUCUACUACUGACUUGCCAUUGGAUAUCUGUGGAAAUUAAAGUCUGAGUGCCUGUCUUGGAAUUCUAAACAUCAGGUUCAUCAACCUGUAACAGUGUCUUAACUUAUCUCAGGCUCACCAAGGAGCCAUAAAUAGCAAAGGAAAAAUGAUCAUGAUGAAAUGUCUUUGGGAUGUUCUAUCUUAAUCCUGUUCUGCUUAACUUCUGGGCAGGACAGAACAAUUUUUUUCUAGACCUCAGUGUUUACUAUUUAAACUGUGUAUUUAGAAAGGAAGCAGGGACAUGUGUAACUUUAGGUAGGGAAAAGACUGAUGUCAAACAAGGUGGUAGCCCUAGAGUUGUUGAGUAUUUCCUCACUUGAAAUGAUACCGAAGUGCUAAAUAAUAACUUUUUUAAGGUAGCUGCCAUAGAUUAAGUGUUUGACUUGUGUCUGUGUUUUACUCCAGGUGUGUGGUGUCCUCUGUUCUGAUCAAUGGUUUCACAAAUAGUUAAAAUACAAAUUUUUUCAAGGUAUUUCUGAAGUAAAGCUACCUCUGUUAGUCAACAUAUUCUGUCUAGAACUAAAACUCCAUCAUGCUUACAUUAUCAUGUCAGUACAAGAAAAAAUUGUAAAAAGCUGCAAGUUUUUUCAGCAUGCUACAGCUGCUUAUACUUAUACAGUAGGUUUUAUUUAGGAAUCUUAUGGUCUUUAGACCCGAUUUAGACAAUAUUUACACAGUUACAUCCAGGAGAUCUGAACAGGGUACGAGGUAACUGUGUUGUCUGUUUUCAUGGUUGGCCAGCAGCAAAUGUCUCCUGGCAGCAGUUUCUUCAGGAUUUAAAAGAGCCUGUGUUCUUGUUUUUAAUCACUCUACCUCUACAGAGAGAGGGCUCUGAAAAGUUUUUGGUAGAAGCCCCAUCCUGUUUGUGUUCCAGUUUGAUCUGAAGCUGAACACCUGCUCAUCAAAGAACAAUUUCCCUUCCAGCAUUCAGAGCUAGAUGUGAGCUGAGAGGCAGAGGCUGCUGCUGUCAAUGGAAGGUACCCACACUGCAGCAGGGACAUGGCUGUUGAUGUAGCUUGCCUGCAGCACAGAGCUAGGUCUGUUUUCUUUAAAUAAGAUAAAAAACUUGUAAUCACAUCAGGUAUCAGUACAGACUUCUGCCAAUGCAUGUUCCUGAAAGUCCUCUGAGUUGUUGGGGUAAUCAUGGUGCUUUCAGUGCCUACCCCACACCACUGGAACUGGGAAGCUGCUGUGUAUGAACGUGGGAAAAUUAGGUUGCAGGCAAUUAGCUAAAUUUGCCUUUAUUCUGAAGCACAGCUGUAAGCAAAGCAUAAUCAUCAAACCUGUUUAAAAAUAUUGCAGGGUGUAACACUUUGUAGAGUUCCUCAUUUAAAUCCAUUGUAAUGUAUCCCCCAGGUGAUGCUCAUUUUAGAGAGAGGAGAAUGAGAUUGGGGAUUUGGAGGACUCCUCUCUUCCCCACAGUGUAAAAUGAGAAUGGUGAGUGUUCUAAGGACUUCCAGUAGGAAGUGCUGUCCUAGAGUAUGUAAUGGUACAGUGUAAGCACAAGGGCUCAGCCUGUGGUAGCUGCUGCUUUGAAUCAAGGAUAUUCAGAGGGCAUUCAUUCAUGGUGUGCACUUACUCUGAGCCUGUGGAGUGGACCAUGGAUAAAACAGAAAAAUUACCUGCCUUCAGUCUUAGCUCUACUGGCUUUCAUUUGUACUCCCACGAGAGCUGACAUUCUGUAAACCAUGCUGUAGUUCUCCAGUUAAAAAUCAGCUUUUGAGAGGUACGUCUGUUGGUCUGACCCUGCACUGCAUCCCAUGUCCUGCUUCUGCUGAGCUGCACUGCAUGCAGCUUGCUGUGCCUUCAUGGUGUUAGUCAUGUCUGUACUCAGACUAUGCAGUAUCUUCUACAAAAUCUAAAACAAUGUAAGGAAAAUUCAGAAUCUCUAGAGGGGGGAAUGACCUAUAGAAUACCAUGUAACUUGAAAUGCUGCCCAUGGAGUAAGUUGCACGUGGGGUUGAUGUCAGUGAUCACCUCUUUAGAGGUGUUUUCCAGUAUCCUCCUCAUUCCUUACCCUGCUGUGUUAGGUAGGAGAGGGAUGGCUGCUGCCAUACACUGUGUUUAGGAGGAAUAUUGUGACUCCUUAGCCUUUCCCUUGGAGCAGCUGGUGCCAUCCUCUGGUGCCAUUUCCAUUUUGCAUUUGGUAGCUGUCACUGCACCAACAAGGACAGUUUCAGUGGGAACCUGUGUUCUGUCCUGAGCUAACAGGAUGGGGCCCUGAGGACAUUCUGCCAGGCUGUGGGAUGUCAGGCACUGCUGGCUGAUCCACCCAGGAGCUUCCUGUGGCACUGAUCUAUCUGAGCCUCUGAGCUUGGCAAUGGGACACUGCACCCAUGUUAGCACAGGCUGAUGGGGUUUUUUCUUGUUUCUCUUGAUCCACAUGUGGAGCUUCUUGCCCUCAAUUGCAAGCCUUGGCCAGAUGCAGUGCAGCAGCUGUGUGCAUGUACAAUUAACUUGCAAUUGCUGUUCGUGUAGAUUUGGUAAUGGCAGUGUCUGUGCACUCCUCAGCAAUGGGAUCAGCUGAAGAACUGUGCAAAGCAGGUGCAGCUCGGGACAGGGUCCACUCUUCCCUCUUUGGAUGAGUCUUCUCUCAUCCUCCUUUUCUGCCACUUCUCACCAUUCUAUUGAAGGCUUUCCUGGAUGGUUUUCCUCACUUCUCUUGGGCCCGCCAAAGUCAAAGGCCCAGUAAACAGAGUCUUACAUGUGCCUGGUGUAAAGUGACUUGGACUCAAAGGAAUGAUGUGAAAGACUAGUUUUGCUUAGGAAAUUAGGUACUCUUAGAAGACUACUCCAGAUGUAGUCAUUAACCUUUGCAUCUCAGGCCAGCUAGAGACUUGUGCCUGGACAGCUGUAGUUUGCAUGACUUAUAAAUGAUUUAAAAACCUGCACAGCAGACCUUAGGUUAAAUCUAACACUCUAACCCCUAAAACCAAGCCCUUCUGUCAUGUCCUUUACUAUAAGGGUAUGGUACCACUUAGCAGAUGCUUCAGCUCAUGCUAGAGCAGCACAAUGCAGUUCCUUGCAUGGCUGUGGUGGGAUGGGAGGGGAGCUGUGGCUGCUGCAGUGAGCAAAAGCCAGAGUGCAUCUGUGCAGAGGGAGAGCACUGCUUUGUGUAAGGUGGAACUUCAUAUUCCAGUACUUCACAAUGAAACAUUCCAUACCUGCCAUCCAUUGUGCAAGUCUCAAAGAAAAUCCAAAUAUUUAUAGUUGAGAUCUGAUUCUCAGGCUGUAUUUAUGAAGUUACACAGAUACCAAAACCUCAGCUGGCUCACAUAAUAAAUAGAGUGCUAGUUCUCACAGUGUCAUAGAUGGCUGGGAGGCAAAAAUACUUCUGGAAAAUGUUUAGAAAUUGCCUUUUUUUUUUUUUACUUUAAAAUUGCAAGUAGAAUUUCAGCAAGGCCUUGUUGUAUUGUUUUUUUUAAACGUUUGUUGACAAAAUCAACUCUGAUAACUUGUUUUGCA